Messenger RNA from Equus quagga, 4137 nucleotides. It is a transcript of the gene DNMT3B, whose product is annotated as DNA methyltransferase 3 beta. Gene Ontology annotation, cellular component: nucleus. The coding region runs from base 123 to 2693 and encodes 856 amino acids. The record is from RefSeq and is a predicted model, not a curated record. Gene Ontology annotation, molecular function: DNA binding; DNA (cytosine-5-)-methyltransferase activity, acting on CpG substrates. The transcript has 23 exons. Lineage: Eukaryota; Metazoa; Chordata; Mammalia; Perissodactyla; Equidae. Gene Ontology annotation, biological process: negative regulation of transcription by RNA polymerase II.
UCGGCGCCGGAGAUUCGCGAGCCGAGCGCCGUGCGCGGCCGCCCGCCGGCCUCCCGCCAGCCUGUCCGGACCCGCGGCUCGACCGCGGAGCCGCGCCGGAGCCGGGCUCUCGGCAGGAAACAAUGAAGGGAGACACCAGACAGCUCAACAGAGAGGAGGACGCCAGCGGGAGGGAAGACUCCAUCAUCACCAAUGGGGGCUGCAGCGACCAGUCUUCUGAUUCCAAGGACGCACCCUCGCCCCCGAUCCUGGAGGCUAUCAGCACCCCGGAGAUCAGAGGCCGAAGAUCAAGCUCGCGACUGUCCAGGAGGGAGGUCUCCAGCCUGCUAAGUUACACUCAGGAUCUGACGGGUGAUGGAGAUGGCGAGGGGGAAGACGGAGAUGGUUCCGACACACCAGUGAUGCCGAAACUCUUCCGUGAAACCAGGACUCGGUCUGAAAGCCCAGCUGUCCGAACCCGCAAUAACAGCAUUGCUUCCAGCCGGGAGAGGCACAGGCCCUCCCCACGUGCCACCCGAGGCCGGCAGGGCCGCAGUCACGUGGACGAGUCCCCCGUGGAGUUCUCAGCUACCAGGUCCCUAAGGCGGCGGACAACUUCAUCAGCAGGCACGCCGUGGCCAUCCCCUGCCAGCCCCUACCUCACCAUUGACCUCACAGAUGACGACGUGGUCCCCCAGAGCAGCAGUACUCCCUAUGCCCGCCUGUCCCAGGACAGCCAGCAGGAGAGCUUGGAGUCCCCACAGGUGGACGCAGAGGGUAGAGAAGCAGACAGCAGCGAGUAUCAGGAUGGGAAGGAAUUUGGAAUAGGAGACCUCGUGUGGGGAAAGAUCAAGGGCUUCUCCUGGUGGCCUGCCAUGGUGGUGUCCUGGAAGGCCACCUCCAAGCGCCAGGCCAUGUCUGGAAUGCGGUGGGUCCAGUGGUUCGGGGACGGCAAGUUCUCCGAGGUCUCUGCAGAUAAACUGGUGGCCUUGGGGCUGUUCAGUCAGCACUUUAACCUGGCAACCUAUAAUAAGCUGGUCUCUUACAGGAAGGCCAUGUACCAUGCUCUGGAGAAAGCCAGGGUGCGAGCUGGCAAGACUUUCCCCAGCAGCCCCGGAGACUCACUGGAGGACCAGCUGAAGCCCAUGUUGGAGUGGGCCCACGGGGGCUUCAAGCCUACUGGGGUCGAGGGCCUCAAACCCAACAACAAGCAACCAGUGGUUAAUAAGUCGAAGGUGCGUCGUGCAGGCAGUGGGAAGUUAGAAUCAAGAAAAUACGAGAACAAGACCCGAAGACGCACAGCUGAUGACUCGGCCGCCUCCGACUACUGCCCCCCACCCAAGCGCCUCAAGACCAAUUGCUAUAACAACGGCAAAGACCGCGGAGAAGAGGACCAGAGUAGAGAGCAAAUGGCCUUGGAUGUUACCAACAACAAGAGUAGUCUGGAAGAUAGCUGUUUGUCCUGUGGUAGGAAAAACCCCGUGUCCUUCCACCCUCUCUUUGAGGGUGGGCUCUGCCAGACGUGCCGGGACCGGUUCCUCGAGCUCUUCUACAUGUACGACGACGAUGGCUAUCAGUCCUACUGCACAGUGUGCUGCGAGGGCCGCGAGCUACUGCUCUGCAGCAACACGAGCUGCUGCCGGUGCUUCUGCGUGGAGUGUCUGGAGGUGCUGGUGGGCUCAGGCACGGCGGCGCAUGCCAAGCUGCAGGAGCCUUGGAGCUGCUACAUGUGCCUCCCGCAGCGCUGCCACGGUGUCCUGCGGCGCCGCAAGGACUGGAACGUGCGCCUACAGGCCUUCUUUACCAGCGACACCGGGCUGGAAUACGAAGCCCCCAAGUUAUACCCUGCGAUUCCUGCAGCCCGAAGGCGACCCAUUCGAGUCUUGUCCCUGUUUGAUGGAAUCGCCACAGGGUACUUGGUCCUCAAAGAAUUGGGCAUCAAAGUGGAGAAGUAUGUCGCCUCAGAAGUGUGUGAAGAGUCUAUCGCAGUUGGAACCGUUAAGCAUGAAGGCAACAUCAAAUAUGUGAAUGACGUCAGGAACAUCACGAAGAGAAACAUCGAAGAAUGGGGCCCCUUUGACUUGGUGAUUGGUGGAAGCCCGUGCAAUGAUCUCUCCAAUGUGAACCCUGCCAGGAAAGGCCUCUAUGAGGGCACAGGCCGACUUUUCUUUGAGUUCUACCAUCUGCUGAAUUACUCACGACCCAAGGAGGGUGAUGACCGGCCAUUCUUCUGGAUGUUUGAGAAUGUGGUAGCCAUGAAGGUCGGUGACAAGAGGGACAUCUCUCGGUUCCUGGAGUGUAACCCAGUGAUGAUUGAUGCCAUCAAAGUGUCUGCUGCUCACAGGGCCCGAUACUUCUGGGGCAACCUGCCUGGGAUGAACAGGCCUGUGAUAGCAUCAAAGAAUGAUAAACUCGAGCUGCAGGACUGCUUGGAGUUCAAUAGGACAGCAAAGUUAAAGAAAGUACAGACAAUAACCACCAAGUCGAACUCGAUCAGACAGGGGAAAAACCAACUUUUCCCUGUUGUCAUGAAUGGCAAAGAAGAUGUUUUGUGGUGCACUGAGCUAGAAAGGAUCUUCGGCUUUCCCGUACACUACACGGAUGUGUCCAACAUGGGCCGUGGUGCCCGCCAGAAGCUGCUGGGGAGGUCCUGGAGUGUGCCUGUCAUCCGACACCUCUUCGCCCCCCUGAAGGACUACUUUGCUUGUGAAUAGUUCCCCAGGCGCACUGGGGCUCUGGGGCUUGUGGGGCAGAGCCAGGACCCAGGAGGUGCAGCCCGAGCUCUGCCUCUCCUCAGCUCAGCUGUGUGGGGUCACACUGCGUACCUCGGCGGGAGCAGAGCCGCCUGAUCCCCUCCUGGCAGGGGAGCCCUAGGUGCCACCUCCUCAUGCACAGUUCAGACCUGGCCGCUGGGAGUGGCCGAACAACGGUGCUCAUUUUGUCUUCUCUGAAAACUUUUAAAACUUGAAGUAGGUAGUAAGAUGGCUUUUUUUCCCUCCUGGGUUCAUGGCUCAGAGAAAUGAUGGCUAAGAUACCAAAACCACAGUGCCGACAGCUCUCCAAUACUCAGGUCAAUGCUGAAAAAUCACCCAAGCCAGUUGUUGCAAGACUUUAAUAUUUUUAAAUGUCUGCAGCUCCUUGUUUCCAGGAGCAUGCAGUGGUAGACGUGUAGCUAAGGGACAUUUUAAGGGCCCAGGAUGUUUUUUUCUAGGGCUAGCAGAAGAGGAAAUGAUGUUUAUGUCUUUCUUGAAUUUCCCCCGGCACGUCCCCCAGCCUCAGUAUAAAGGGCUGGGAUGCGAUGUUGGGGCCCAUUUAGAGUAUUUUCCACAAUGAUGAUGAUUUCAGCAGGGAUGACGUCAUCAUCACAUUCAGGGCUACUUUUUUCCCCACAAACCCAGGGGCAGGGCCACCCUUAGCUAAGUCCCUCCCAGCGACUGCAAUGGAACCCUCCGGGGAGCUCAGGAAGGGGUGGGCUGGGUUAUAUAAGCUGCCAUAUUAUGUAGACAGGUGUAGCUUCUCACUAUCUUCCUAUUCCCUAUAUGAGGGGAGUGAAGGAGGAGGCUUAGGUAAGACCCCUCCCCGACCCCCCCAAUUUACCCUCCAGACUACUUGGCAGGCACACGUCCCCAGAUGAGAAGCACGACACCCUAAUUCCUCAGCCUUUUUCUAAACUCAGAAGCAGUGACAGCCAGGGGCAGAAGCACAUUCCUCUCACUUUCCCCUCAUCUAAGAGAUUGCAGGGGGAAACUACAAUAAAAAAAAGCUCGACCCUCCCUCCAGAGGUUUUUAAGUCCUUUUUUAUUCCAUGAUACGUCAUUUUUUACGGGGAAUGGGAGGUCGGACAAGCUGCAUUUCAGAAAUGCUGUCGUAAUGGUUUUUAACACCUUUUACUCUUCUUACUGGUGCUAUUUUGUAGACUAAGGAAUGACGUUGACAGGUUUUGUGGGAGUUUUUUUAUAUACUUUUUUUUUUAAAGAAUCUCAGACUUCUAUUUUUAUGUUUUAACAUUUUCAUAAUUUUUUUUUGUAACUGGAGCCACGUAACAAGUAUGGGGAAAAAUUGUGCCUUGUUUCAACAGUUUUGCUAAUUUUUAGGCUGAAAGAUGAUGAAUGCCUAGAGUUUACCUUAUGUUGAAUUAAAAUCAGUAUUUCUCUAUAA